Zerene cesonia (dogface butterfly) is the source of this 1384-nucleotide messenger RNA. RefSeq lists its product as uncharacterized. Lineage: Eukaryota; Metazoa; Arthropoda; Insecta; Lepidoptera; Pieridae. Gene Ontology annotation, biological process: mitotic G2 DNA damage checkpoint signaling. Gene Ontology annotation, molecular function: chromatin binding. The coding region runs from base 241 to 1176 and encodes 311 amino acids. Gene Ontology annotation, cellular component: nucleus. The transcript has 2 exons. The record is from RefSeq and is a predicted model, not a curated record.
UUUAAUAUUUAUAGACAAGCACUAUACACCUGACGGAAAUCCCUUAAACCCAUAUAAAAAUUUUAUGUUUUAAACAUAUUUUAGUAUUGAAUGAUAUUUAACUUAAUUAAAAAAAUACGCAAUAUCUCCUAAGACCUCACUUAAGAUUGAGUGAGAUCCAACUUGUGUGUGAUGUAAUGCAUAGAUGCCCCCUAUGUCUUUUUUAUGUAAGAGUGGGCAACCAUACUUGUGGUUUGUCUGAUGAUACAUCAAACAAAAAAAAGCAAUAAAUGGGAAUGCAAGAUGUGUGGUGAAAAGCAAUCAAUAAAGCGUCAUUAUGGCAUUGGAACUGGUAAAGAGUGCAGAUUGCAUGUACAGAAAUUAAAUAAAUUGCAAGCUGAAAAAAUCAAUAUGCCUAAAAUUGAAGUAGAAGAAGAGGAAGAAGAAGAAGAAGAAAUGGAAAAUAAACUAAAAAUUACUACUACUCUGAAUUACAAUAAUAAAAGUAAGUGGUCUAAUUAUAUAACUGAACACAAAGAGAUACAAGACAUGAAUGAGCUGAUGUUUCUUGAUGACAAAGAAGUAGUUCUAGAAAAACCAAAAAAUGUCAUAAAGUCGAAGCAUAAAAUAACCAGUCAUAAAUAUUCAGACAAAGAUUAUCGUGAUUCUGUAACGUUGGAUGAUGUUAGGUCUGAAGAAAAAUUUAAAAGUCAUGAACAAAGUUGCAAUGGGACACCCGAAAAGAAUAGAAAAAUUCCUAUUUGCAAUAUGAACUUGAGUUUCACAAAAACUAAAUCAGUAACAUCUUUGGUAGCUAUUGAGAAAAACACUUGUUCCAAUAUAUUAAAUAAUGUGUGUAUAUCUAACUCACAAGCUAUUACAAAUGAUAAACAAAAUAGUUUAAAAAAGAAUUCCAAAUGGGCACAGUUCAUUGAAGUGGAAGAUAGUGUUGAUGAAAAUAUGACUUCAAAUAUUGAAUAUUCAGAGGGGAACAAGUCUCAAAUGAGUGUAGCUGCUGAAAAUAACUUUUCACAUUCACUGCCAAGCCAAGAAUGUUGUAAAUCUCAAGAUUUAAAUACAAGUUUUGAUUCUAAGAUUCCCAUAAAAGAAAAUAAAAUGAUGAAAAGGGCACAAAGAAAUGAAUCUAUAUUUUCAAUGGUGAAUGAACAUGAUUUGGACAGCAUUCUAAAUAUUUAAAUAUUAUAAAAUAAAAAUAUAUCUAAAUGUUCUAAAUAUGAGUGAGAGAAAUAAAAUAUAUGAUGUUUUUAUAGAUUUCUUUAUUUUAUCUUUAAAACCAAAUACAUGGUGUUUAAAAUGCAUGCCUCAGAUUGAAAAUCUCUGUUGUUACACAUUUAAACCUACAAGCAUUUCUAUAAACAACCAUUCUCAUCACAUGGCAACAACU